CGAAAUCAAAAUGACGUCAAUACUGAUACCCCUCUGCUGACUAUUCGUGUAUUAAGAGGUCACGUGACGUCCUACGUUCUUUCCUUUUUUCCGCUCGUGGCAUUAGCACUGCAAUAACCAUAAGCACAUACUGGUAGCAAGAUGGGUGCCGAGAAGAAGCAUAUCAACAUUGUUGUCAUUGGACACGUAGAUUCAGGCAAAUCUACCACAACUGGACAUUUGAUCUACAAAUGUGGUGGUAUCGACAAGAGAACCAUCGAGAAGUUCGAGAAGGAGGCCCAAGAGAUGGGAAAAGGCUCCUUCAAGUAUGCCUGGGUAUUAGACAAACUGAAGGCUGAGCGUGAACGUGGUAUCACUAUUGAUAUCGCUUUGUGGAAGUUUGAGACUCCCAAGUACUUCGUUACGGUCAUUGAUGCCCCUGGACAUCGUGAUUUCAUCAAGAACAUGAUCACAGGAACAUCUCAGGCUGAUUGUGCUGUAUUGAUCUGUGCUAGCAGUGUUGGUGAGUUUGAAGCUGGUAUAUCCAAAAAUGGUCAGACCAGAGAACACGCUCUGCUUGCUUACACCCUUGGUGUAAAACAGCUGAUCAUUGGAGUCAACAAGAUUGACAACACUGAACCACCAUACAGUAAGGCACGUUUUGAAGAAAUCCAAAAGGAAGUGUCCUCUUAUGUUAAGAAGAUCGGUUACAACCCAGAUACUGUACCAUUCGUCCCAAUUUCUGGAUGGCAUGGAGAUAACAUGUUGGAAGAAAGUGCCAAUACCUCUUGGUUCAGCGGAUGGAAGGUCACAAAGGCUAAGAAAGAGUACAGUGGAAAAACUCUUGUUCAGGCUCUUGACAACAUUGAUCCCCCCAAACGUCCCACAGACAAGCCACUCCGUCUGCCCCUCCAGGAUGUUUACAAGAUAGGAGGUAUUGGAACAGUACCAGUAGGACGUGUUGAGACUGGUGUGCUGAAGCCUGGUAUGGUGGUAUCAUUUGCCCCUAAUGUAGUUACCACUGAGUGCAAAUCUGUAGAGAUGCAUCAUGAAUCCCUUACUGAGGCUACUCCAGGAGACAAUGUCGGAUUCAACAUCAAGAACGUAUCAGUAAAGGAAAUCCGUCGUGGUAAUGUUUGCGGAGACUCCAAGAAUAACCCCCCUAAAGAGGCCAAGACCUUUAUUGCUCAGGUUAUCAUCCUGAACCACCCUGGACAGAUCAGCAAUGGAUACGCCCCAGUGUUGGAUUGCCAUACAGCGCAUAUUGCCUGCAAAUUCAGUGAGAUCCAGAAGAAGAUUGAUCGACGAUCUGGAAAAGAACUUGAGGAUGCCCCCAAGUUUGUCAAAUCUGGAGAUGCUGCCAUCGUCAACAUGACACCCCAGAAGCCCAUGUGUGUGGAGUCUUUCUCUGAGUUCCCACCCCUGGGACGUUUCGCUGUACGUGACAUGAAGCAGACUGUGGCUGUUGGAGUCAUCAAGUCUGUAGAGAAGGUAGAAAAGGCUGGCAAAGUGACAAAGGCUGCAGCCAAGGCCGGCAAGAAGUGAUGGUUGUGGACAUUGCCUAAUCUCAGUCAGUCCAAAAAUGACAGCAGAACCCAGAACCCCAGGAGUAACUUAAAAAACUUAAAAACUAAAUGUAUUUCAAGUAGAGCUAUGUUUAUUCAUGCAGAGAACAUUGUACGUGAUCAUCAGUCUAAUCAGAUGAAGAGACAGUAUAGAAUGAUUAAUCAACCGAUGCCGCUUGUGAUUUUAAUUUCUUUACCAGUAUGGUUAAUUAGGUCUAAACACCAUCGGAAAGAAUUCCGAAGGAAAGGUAGCUAAACCAAGUACCUUAACUUAUGUGCUUGUUGCAAUGUAACAUGCUGUGGUGAUGAUUUUAUUUUUUUUAAACAAUGUACGAUCAUGUACACACAAUUAUGCUAAAUAAACUAUGGUCUUAUG
This is a messenger RNA of Owenia fusiformis, 1920 nucleotides long. Lineage: Eukaryota; Metazoa; Annelida; Polychaeta; Sabellida; Oweniidae. The record is from the annotation of a GenBank genome assembly.